Bradysia coprophila is the source of this 1346-nucleotide messenger RNA. RefSeq names its product serine protease snk-like. Gene Ontology annotation, biological process: proteolysis. NCBI's taxonomy places the organism in Eukaryota, Metazoa, Arthropoda, Insecta, Diptera, Sciaridae. Gene Ontology annotation, molecular function: serine-type endopeptidase activity. The record is from RefSeq and is a predicted model, not a curated record.
AAUCUAUCGCUUGAUAAUCAUUGAUCGUCACUAAAAUAUGGUUAGAUAUUUUGGGUUUGUGGCAUUUGUUUGUUAUCAGUUUUAUCUGGCGAAUUCCAAUUUCAUUUUCAAUAACUAUAACCCAAACGAUCUCGAUGUCGGAUCGUCAUGCAGAUUCAAUGGUAACAAUUCGAAAGGCAUUUGCAGAGAAAUCACGCAUUGUCCCGGCGCUCACAGAGAUUUGUAUCAACGUCACAUUUCACCGACUAUCUGUGCAUUUCGCUCAAACAACGAACACUUAGUGUGCUGUGGGUAUAAACGCAGAUACGAGGCUUAUUGUGAUAAUCACAGAGGCUCACCAGAGACAGUCCGUGUUUGUCCUAGCCCGGUUCUACUAUAUGAAUGCGAAAAUGACAGUGGAUCCAAAUUCCAUUCGUUUAAGAACGGAUUAACUCAUGGUGUUCGGGCUGGCUCCAUUCCAUACAUGGUAGCUCUUGGAUGGCAAUUUUCUGAAGCAACGCAAUACAAAUGUGGCGGCAUUAUGAUAUCACGAAGGUUUGUUUUGACGGCGGCGCAUUGUACGCAAUUUAAAGGGAUACAGCCAAAUAUUUUACGAAUUGGUGCUGAACAUUUAUUAAACGAUGAUCCACAAAACACCUACAAAAUAAUCGACAUAAUUACGCACCCCGGAUAUAAGGAACCACUUUAUUACCACGAUAUCGCACUGAUCCAAUACGAUGCAAAAAAUGGACAUCACUUUAAGGAUGACUUUGCUUGUUUACCCCCAGAGCAUCUGAUCAGUGAUGAAUAUGUUGUUUAUGAUCCAUCAGAAUGGGGUGAAAUGGAAGCACUUGGUUAUGGUGCCACCUCAUUCGGCGGUCCAACUGAUGACACACAUUUACUUAGAGUCAACAUCGACCGUUUGCCUUCCGAAUUAUGUGUUCAAUCAUUCCCACCCGAUGAAAAUCAACCAAAAGGCUAUCAGAAGAAUGUGCAAAUAUGCGCUGGCGAUAUUAGCGAAGACGGCCGUGAUACUUGUCAGGGCGAUAGCGGUGGGCCGCUCCAACGGAUUUUCAAAGAAACAUUGGUGUCGCAGGAUAUCACAUAUGUAUUUGGCAUCACUUCGUUUGGUCGGGCGUGUGCUACAGGAGCUCCAGGAGUCUACACUCGCGUCACAGCUCAUUUGGAUUGGAUCGAAAGCAUUGUGUGGCCGUCGGAAAUAUCUGACGGUGAUAAUUUGACUCAGCAUUUUGACUGUGGCGAAGAACAAAAGAUUUGCUUGAAGAAAAUCAGAUCUUAUUACCAAAAUGAUGAUCCUCUCUGGCCUAUAGAUCCAAAUGCGAAAUGGUGAAGAAUACUAAUGUGGU